Molecule: messenger RNA, 975 nt
Organism: Melampsora larici-populina 98AG31
Lineage: Eukaryota; Fungi; Basidiomycota; Pucciniomycetes; Pucciniales; Melampsoraceae
Exons: 5
Coding region: 59-742 (227 amino acids)
Source: RefSeq, a predicted model, not a curated record
GUACUUCGUUUUCACAUCGAUCCUCAACUCAAAGAAAACAUCGCGCAUUGGGACUAGAAUGACUCAACCACGACCAAGCUUAAUACCACCCAAUCGUUCUCCAGAAGAUGAAUCAGAACCAAUCCCUUCCCCAGCUCAAAUGUGGGAUGAAACAACUACAUUAGUUCAAGAUACAACAGAAGUCAUCAAGGAAGGUAUAGAAGAAGAUCCUGAACUAGUUUAUCAAGCACUCAAUCAAACCUUUAAAUGGUUAGAAAGAUGUCGAGAAAAAUUAGAAAAUGGGAGGAAUGAGAUGAAUCGAUUCGAGCGUCAAGCUGAAGCUAAACAAGAGGCUUUGGAAAAGAUGAAAGCUAACUCAGUGGUGAGAGAAACUCAAACCGAGAUUUACGCACUCGAACAGGAUUCGUAUGAAGAGGCGAGAAAGUUAAAAGAGCUUGAUAGUAAUGUAGGGGUCACCAAGGCUCAAAUCGCUCGUUUGCAAGCUGAGUGCGAACAACUUGAACACUAUGAGCCUAGUCGGUCCGGUGACUUUGUCUUUGGUACUUCAUUAUUGAAAACCAAACUUAAUCAUGAACUCGGGUUUGUACAAGUACCGCGCCGGACCACAUCUGAAAAACCCUCUGACAAAUUAUUUCUGCGGUGCGAUUUACAUCCUGAAUCUUCACGAGUAGUCCGGAAAGCUGAAAACAAUCGAGAUGGAUUUGUCUUGGGUAAUCAACUAUGGGAUUUGAUUUCACCUUGAGUCGAGUAAAUCCGCCAUUUCGACAACUUGUAAAUCAGGACCUGUACUUUUGGAGUCUAUGCUCAUAUUGUAAUUCUACUCCGGGAUUUAUAUUCUCAAGAACGAAGGCGUCGGUGUCUAUUCUAAUACUUCAGUUCAUCGCAUUGCUUGACCAGAUAGGUUCACUAGGCGUGACCGGCCUGUAAAGCAAACAAUCAAGACGUCAAUUUUCUAAUAAUCCUUUACAACGUGCU